CUGAACCGAUCCGAACAAAGAUAUUUGAGUUAUUGGCGAAAAUGUGUGCAACCGAUUUGGCGCAAGAAGAAGCAAGCGACAAUUUCUAGCCAUCCAACGGACGGCAAGCUCAGUCUUGUACGAACCGUCGACGGGAGCACAUAUCGGUGAACCUAAAUAAUUCCGGAAAAACUCAAAGAAAAUCCAUCAAAUAUGUCGGCUGCUACGGAACAACAGAACAACGGCGAUGUGGCCGUGGAGAAGGUGGCGGCGGAUGAUGUGUCUGCUGUCAAGGACGAUCUCAAGGCGAAGGCGGCCGCUGAGGAUAAGGCCGCUGCUGCCGAUGCCGCCGGCGACGCGGCCGACAACGGCACGUCAAAGGACGGCGAGGAUGCCGCCGAUGCCGCCGCCGCUGCCCCCGCAAAGGAAUCCGUGAAAGGCACCAAAAGGCCAGCAGAAGCCAAAUCCGCAGAAUCAAAGAAGGCCAAGAAGGCAGCGGCCGCCGAUGGAGAUUCCGAUGAGGAAGAGGCUCUGGAGGAAAUCAUCGAGGGCGACAGUGAAAUCGAGAGCGACGAGUACGACAUCCCCUACGAUGGUGAGGAGGAUGACAUUGAAUGUGAUGAUGAUGAUGAUGAUAAUGAUGACGGUUCCGGCUCGGACGAUCAGGCGUAAUAAUAAUGUAGUCAAAAAUACAAACAAAAACAAACAAAAAUUUAAAUUAAUAAUAAAUAAAAGUUACAAGCAAAAACAAAACAAAAAAAUAUAAUAAUAAACCAACAACCAGAAAAUAAACCACAACAAGGAGAAGGAGGAGGAGAAAAAACCACAAAAAAAUCGCAAAAGUAUAUAAUUUUUAUGUUUAAGAAAUAAUUUUUUAUUUCUUACCUUAUUUUAAUUGUAUUUUAUGUGUACUUUUUUUAUAAAAAACUACAAAACAAACAAAAAUUGUAAUUGAAGGCAUUUUCGUAUAAACGCAACCUAUACGGAAUCCAACAAAAAGUAAACAUCCCCACUAUAUACAAGAACAAAACAAAAAACCAAAA
Molecule: messenger RNA, 1022 nt
Organism: Drosophila santomea
Lineage: Eukaryota; Metazoa; Arthropoda; Insecta; Diptera; Drosophilidae
Gene: Bacc
Product: bacchus
Exons: 4
Coding region: 193-651 (152 amino acids)
Source: RefSeq, a predicted model, not a curated record